CUGCAUUCAUGAUUCAGUAGUUCUCUUUCACUGAUGAUGCAAAUCUAGCUUACGACAAAAAUUUGAUACCAAUGAGCAAGUCAGUCUAAGUAGUCUUGUUAAUAUUACAACCGAGAGUGUGCACGUGAACAUAUUACGUCAACUCUCUUAUUAUAUAGCUGCUGAUGACUAUUGCAAAAAUUUCUUGGUUGGUAACUGGAACCCCGUGAUGGAUAUCAUUUGUAAUGGGAAGUACUAUUACAGCAAAUACUCUCAAAGGGUCGUCACUCUUUUGAAUCCCUAUCAUGCUACUAAGCCUGGUUCCCUGUCCUCUACUACUACACUAGCACAACUACAGCGCCAGGUAUAGUGUCUUCGAACUCACACAUACAUUUUUCAGGUUAAUAAUCUAAUCCUGUAAAUCUUAACUAGUUGUUUUUAUGGGUGUAUGGGCUCGUAGAACUACGACUGAUUACUGCAGAUUCUCUAGAACAUGGAAGCAGCUUGUAUUCUCAGUUCACACUCAAACUUCUUCCUUGGGAGGUUGGGGAAGUUCAGAGUUCUAUAUCCAGUAAAGGAUCUGCAGUAGACAAGGUUUCAUCUUUAGUUUGCAGCUCAUAGUAAGGUAUGCCUCGUAGAUUAGCAUGACGCAGAUUCAAGUAGAAAAAUCCACCGAUUGCAAGUCGAUUGCAAUCGAUGGCUGUUGGACUGAGAUGUAUGACUCCUGGUGUCUAAUGUAUAGUACGAAUUCAUGUAGAAGCGGAUUCGAUUGACUAAGGUAGGAGAUUAUCUUAUGAGAUCAAAAGUGAACAUCCAGCGCACAUUAUUCUUUCAGAUUUCCAUCCAGAUUCUUGGUCGAUUAGCGAGCAGAGUCUCGAUCGGCUUGUCUCCCCUUCAGAAAGGGACAAGUAUGUCGAAUUCGAAACAUAGAGGUAUAGUGAUUAUACAAAUGAGAUUGGGUCAUGGUGUCGAUGUCGCUGCGUCUCACACAAAAGCAUGUCUUCGGAAGCCACAGCUCUGGUCUGGCUUCAUUGACUGACUGAACCGGAUCACCGAGCAGAUCUCCGAGCCAAGUACUCAACCAAACAUCCCGAAGCAACAGCGAUGGCGAAGGCAACUUUGUCGAAUCGACUUCGACUGGAAUCCACGGCACGCAUCAUCAAACCGGCGACAGGUCGUCUGAAAAGCGCGUCGUGCCGGCGGACGAUUCUCUCUUGGGGAAGAACGGGGGAACGCGUUGCACAUCGUCGUCUCCUGACUCGAGCUCUCUGUACGAGUCUCGCCCAUCGUGACCACCGCCUCCGAUGUUGCUCUCCUGCUUCUCGAAUGGCCGGUCCUUGUCCUCCUUGCUCAUCCCCAUUUUGCACAGGAAGCAUCCCAUGAUCGAUGCCACAGGCUCUCCCCUUUCCAAACCUCGAACGAGCUCAGAUUUCUGCCCCUCUCUCUUUAUCUUCCGAAGACGACCGAUCGACGAGCCCGCUUGCGCUGGCGGUCGAUCGUCGUUAGAGGGAUCUGUCUUUGCAACAGAUCUCCGGCUCACCGAGCGCUAACAUAAUUCGAACGAAAGAUCGACUCCACUCGCGCUACCGAUUGUCGACUGUCCUUUGCAGAGGGAUCUGUCUCGAGAACAGAUCUCUAGCUCGCCGAGCACAAUCAUACUCUGAGCGAUUCGUCUGCCUCUCACUUGAAGGCUGCUCGCUCGCUCUACCUCCCUCCCUCAUGCAAUCAAGCUCUGCAAUCUUGCGGCGCGAUGGGAGAACAAGAUGUCAAUCAUGCUCAUUGUUUGGAUUCAGGUUGUCUCUGCUGCGGUAUCUAUAGCACGAAUUGCGUAGAGCUGCACAGACGACAAAAGGUCAAUAGCCGUGGAGGUUGUGCCUCGACUUCCACAGCGAAAUAUUCCUGUCCAGCUCCACCAACCGAUUUUGCACAUGUCAUCUCCAAUUCCAGAUCCAAUCCCUCCGCCACAUCAACACAGAGCCCCACCCCCACUCCACUACCCGAUCCGCUUUCUAUGCAUGCAGUGGGUGAGGGAGGGAUGGAGGAUCGAUCACUCGAGCUGAGAAGGCACAAAUCCUUCCUCCAUAAUCAAAAUGGAAGUAAAAAAUAUUCUUCGACAGCGAGCCAUCUCUGAAUGCGACAGGCAUUUUUCUGCUCUAACUCUAUUCGCACACAAUGUUCACAGAGCUGAAAUUCUGAGCUACCGACAUUCGAGAAGCGGAGAGAUUCAUGCUCCCCGUGAAUUGUCUCCUUCUUCUUCUGACCAUGCUGACCCCACACCGUCUGUUCGGUUCUGUACAGAAAAGCAGCGCAUCGUGUGGCAGGAUGACGUGCUUCGAGAUGGGCUGAAGCAAGGCCUGGAUCCAGCUUCUUCUGCAGGGCAGCAUGAGAAUAGCAAUAUCGGCACUGUGAAGCGGGUCAGACAAGCAACGCUGCACGCAUGCGCGUUUCAAUUUAGCAAGCUCCAAGUGUUUGCUUAAUUACAAAGGAUACUCAUUCAGAUCUGCUGAUGCAAGUCAAUUGCAACACACAAUAGUUGACGACAAGCAUGUCUGUCAGUGUAUGUCGUGAAAUAUUGUAUUCACUCAGCUUCUCCAUAUGUUUUAGUCGUUGACUAAGACAGGAGACUGUCUUUUCAUAGUUUGAUUUUCGGACCACAGAAUCAUUUGGCAACUUGAAGGAGCCACUGAUCAACAUUGAGAGAGCUGGCUUUCAACUGAAAGAAAGAAAGCCAUUGACUUUGUAUUUACUUUCUACUGACAUGAUGUUACAACUGCAAAGAAAGAUGG
Messenger RNA from Marchantia polymorpha subsp. ruderalis, 2765 nucleotides. Lineage: Eukaryota; Viridiplantae; Streptophyta; Marchantiopsida; Marchantiales; Marchantiaceae. The record is from the annotation of a GenBank genome assembly.